Molecule: messenger RNA, 24242 nt
Organism: Oryctolagus cuniculus (rabbit)
Lineage: Eukaryota; Metazoa; Chordata; Mammalia; Lagomorpha; Leporidae
Source: RefSeq, a predicted model, not a curated record
GACGUCGCGGCCCCGUGCGGGCCAGGGAAGGCACGCUGGUACUUGGAGUGGGCGCCGGGCGCCGGCCCUGCGUGCCCCGCGUGCCCCGCAUACGCCCCACCACGCGUGUGCUCUGCACCGACCGCCUCGCCCCUGUGCCGCAGGGGUGGCUGGGACAUGCUAGGUCCCGCCCCCUUGGCUGCUCUGAUUGGUUCGAAGAUGGACCCUGUCAGCCCACUGGGCCAAUGAGAUGCGAGGGGACAUUUGCUGGGGCUUCUGGGAAAGGAACUCUCCCUCUCUGCUCUCCCCUUCCCUCCCCUCUCCUCCCCUCCCUUCCCAUGCCGUCUCCUCCCCGCUCCCCUCGCUCCUCUCUCCACCUCUGUCUUCUCUCUCUCUCUCUCUCUCCCCCCCAGCCGUGAGAGCAGCUUGCAGACGUCCAUGUUCCUUCUGAAGGCCCCACAGCGGUUGCAGACCCAGAGGAGGGGGCGUGGGCUGUGUAGACGCCGGCCAUGCAGCCCGGUCCCUGAAAAGCUCCGGAGACCUGGGCAGUGGCCAGGCCCCCGCGGCAGGGCUGCAGUGGGAUGGGGACGACUCGACCCCGCCCCCGCCCGACACUGACCCGGCCCCGCCCCGGCCCCGCUGCGGGAGCUGUGCGGGUGGACGCGGACACCUGCGUGCCCUCCUUCCUGCUCCUCUUGGGCUCUCACUGCACUAAAGGCCUCCUGCUACGGCUGCGUGUGACGUCACGUCCAGCGACGGGAGGUGGGUGUCAGCCAGAUGGUGGGCCAGAUGGCAAGUGUUUUCCUUUAUUUUGUAUUUUGAGAGUUGAGAAGAUAUUGAAUGAAUCACCAUAUAAUCCCAUUUUCUAAGGUCAAAUCUGGACAUAAAAAAUUAGAUUUACAAGCCCGAUUUCUUCUUGAAGUAUUGACAGAGAAAUGUGAACAGAAACGUGUUCAACGCAGUCAUUCGGUCUGUGGGAGGACGCUCCGUGUGCGCUGUCCAGCGCCUUGGCUCCCAGGGCUUGAACUCUGACCGAGCAGAGAAGGUGGGCUACACCCUGGAGAAAAAGAAUGACGUGUAUGAGGACUUUUAUGACUGUAUGAUAAGCAUACUGGUGUCUUUUAUUAUAAAACUUUUUUUUAAAUCAAACGCCUGUAGAUUUUCCUAUGUCACCUGAGGCUCCUGCUGCAGGUGUCCCUGGCCCCAGACAUGGCCUCUGCUUGCCCCUCUGCAGUCGCCGUGGGGCCCUCACCCUGCCUUCUGCCAGGCAGGCGGGAGAGCUGAAAUCUCGGACAAACCCCGCGUGAGGUGGUGGCAGCCCGAGUGCCCGCGGAGCAGCCGCCUGCCCCGCAGGCCCUGGGAAGGACCCUGUGGGUGGGCGACAUGUGACAGAGCUUCCCGGCCUGGCACGGCCCCUGUCCCAGAUUCCGCCCUGGUGCCUGCAUUUCACUAAACCAAGGAGAGACACCCGUGUCCUCGCCCGUGGCCAGGCUUCCCCUGGAUGAUGGGGGCCACCGGGAAUCCCUAACUUCCUUUGCCUUGGGCCUUCCAGUCCCCAGGCAGCCACAUCUCCUGUCUCCUCCACAGGGCAUCGUGGAGACCCAGCCCCGUGGGGUCGCAGCUGUGCUGCGGCCGGGACGUGAGGAGCCCUUGUCCAGCGCAUUGGCUGAGUUCAUGCAGAGCCUGCCCGGGGCCUUGAGGGCUUCCUCAGCUGUGUGUGUGUUGGGGGGGGGUGUGUGGCUCUUCACAGCUGGGAGGGGGUCUGCUGGGCCACCUGCGUUCAGCGCCCCUCUGCCUCGGGGAAGCACCUAGGUCUCCCCUGGUGGGAGGCAGGGGUUUUUCCCGUUUCUGGGACCGAUUCCCUCCCUGGGAAGGCGGGAUUGGUGUGGCCGCCCCCGGGUUGCAUGGCUGUGGAGGGCUGGCCUCAAGCAUUUGUUGUGCCUGUGAACAUUCGUCCUCGUCCCAUUCGUCCCCACGGUUCAGUCAGUUUCACGGAGGACUUCCUGGAGGCGAUGGCAGUCUUGCAGAGUAGGUCCCGACGCCAGCUUUGGGAGGCAUGCCUUACCAAGGUGGCGUGGACGCUUCUUCCCGAGAGGCGGCGGCGGUGGUGGUCGUGGGUGCACGGCACGCGUCACUCACCCCGCUGCAUUUGAAGAGACAGUGUUUGUGAUCUGUUUGCAUAGUCGCAUGGUCUAUCCUGUUGGAUCCUUGCCUAUUGGAACCUUCCAGAACGUUCCCUGUCCUCCCUCCAUGGAUGCCCUAGCCCACCUUCUGCUAAGACCUCGGCCAUCAGGGUUUGUGGAGGUGACGCUGACUUCAGGGACCCCGCGAGGUUUUGUCCUGACGCUGACGCUUUUGUCGCCAGAGUUUUGGUUCUGCCUCCUUCAUUUAUAGUGAGCUUUUGAGCUACGCCCCCUUUACGGAGCUCAGUGGUGCUGUGGGCAGACGCCUGGCCUUAGCGAUCCCCCUGCUGGCAGAGACUGGAGGGCGGCCCCCACCGGGGCGAGGGGCACAAGCCAGGCCCAGAAGGUGGCCUGCGCGUGAGCCCUGCCCUCCAGCCCCCCUCAGGCUGAGAGCUGCAGUCCAGGGCAGCCAUUGUCGCCGGGCGCCACUUGUGUUUGUGCUGAGUUGUGUUCAGGGUGGAGAGUGCCAGGGCCAUGGUGUUGGUAUUCAAAAGGUGGAUGUUCCUUCUAUGUCCACGGAUUCCUGGUUAUUCAUAGAGAGAAGAUCAGCAUUUUCAGUACCCCCAGUUGUUUCAUGAGCUUUCUGAGCAGGCCAGCCCCUAGGGGAGGAAAGCCAGGUUAACGCUGUUAGCCCCUCCCCCGGGGGCUUGGUGUCACUGCCACCCCUCCCCCCAACCCUGCAUGCUUUGCCGUGUAUAGUGCCAUGCCUUCUGGGGCUAAGUCCUCCUUUGGUAUUUAAAAGGUGGAUUUUCCUUCUAUGUUUAUGUAUUUGUGGUUAAACAUAGAGGAAAAUCCACAUUUUCAGUAUCAAAUGCUGCUUGGGCGCCACCCUGGACUGCAGCCAGCCUCAGGGCCGCCAGGGUGAGUGCGCCACGGUGGCCCACAGAGCAUGUGCCCGGUUCCCGCCACAUGCCUGCGGGCCACCCGCCGGCCCAGGCCGCUCUGUCGCCGCGGCGUCUGCGAGGCAGCGGACAGUGCGGCCUGAAGGUCGGCGCCUUGGUGCCCAGGCUCGCGCCCGCUCGCUGCGCAGUCGCAGUCGUCUUUGGUAUUUAAAAGGUAGAUUUUCCUUCAAUGAUUACGUGUUGCCUGGUUAAUCAUAGAGGAAAAUCCACAUUUUCAGUAUCAAAUGCCGCUCUGGAGACGUUGCUGGACCGAAGCCGCCGCCAGGGGCGCGAGGCAGGGCUCAGCCCCCAGGGAGAGUGGAAGGGUGGCGGCCGGGGACAUGUGCUCACUUGGCGCCAUAUGUCUGCCGACCGUCACCUUUCGGAGCCCCCUGUCGCCGAGGAGCGCCCGCCUCUGGCCGGCUGUGUGCAGCGCCGCCUUUUCCGGUCUGUCUUUGGUAUUUAAAAGGUGGAUUUUCCUUCUAUGUUUACGUGAUUGCUGGUUAAUCAUAGAGGAAAAUCCAUGUUUUCAGUAUCAAAUGCUGCUCUCGAAGCCUCCCUGGAGGCCGCCGUGGGGCCUGGGUAGGCGAGAAGGGGGUGGGUGGCACGUGCGCCUGGCUGCCCCCGAGCUCCGGCCCGCAGCCGCGGUGAAGGCGGGCUUGUGGCUCCCUCUGGCCGCCUCUCCCGUGGGACUGAUGCCCCCCGCCCCCGCGCCCCUCCCCCCGCCGCCGGGUGAAUUCUGUUUUGACAGCUGGAACACAGGUCGCCUUUUCCCGGAUGGAACCAUCUUUGGUAUUUAAAAGGUAGAUUCUCCUUCUAUGAGUACAUUAUUUAUGAUUAAUCAUAGAGGAAAAUCCACGUUUUCAGUAUCAAAUGCGACUGGGAAAGACUCCGCGGAUGCGACGUCGCCACAGAAGAAAGGACGCCCCCACCCCCACCCCGGUGCCCCUCGGGUCCGGGAACCGACCGGCACGCGCGCGCUCACCGACCUGGCCCUCUGCGUGCUGACCGCGUGCAUUCUGUGUGCUCUGGAACCCCCUCUCUGUACCCAGUGCCGCUUUAGAGAGUGCCCCCGUGGUGGGCGGUCUGGUCCCGGAUGGGCGCUGCUCUGGGGACACGGGAUGGGUGUGGACGUCACCGCUGGGGUGCUCUGCAGCCCUGGGCCCUGCCUGUCCCUCUGGCAUGGAUGCCACUCUUGUCCCGGGGAGGGUGAUUCCUCACCAGUGCUCUUGCCUGCCCCUGGCUGGUGGGUGCCUUCCCCGGGUUUGUCGGGUUUGCAGUGCCCGGGCAGCUCGCGGCACCCUCUCCCCCCCGCCGCCUCCCUCUGGGUUUGUGAGCCCCGCCCUCUGACCCCCUGCUGGGCGCCUUCUGAAGGGCUGGUGGCUGCGGAGACGGGCGACUGGGCCGCAGUUUUCUUCCCGAGUUGCUGCUCUGUUUGGGAAUCGCUGCCUUCCUGGUUGGAGCUGCCUCUCUGGGAGAUUUCAUGAUUGCUUCAUCUCCCACACACGCCCAAGAAUGACCAAUGGCAAAGUCAGCCGCUCACCGAAAUGUCGGCCGUCUGGUCCACCUGCGCUCCGUCCCCAGCUCAUGCUUAGAGUGCCUUUUGGGCCUUAUCGUCACUACUUAGGGAGAAGGGUGCGUGUUGGGGCCAGCCGAGAGGGAGGAUGGCCCCAGAGUGCCCAGUGCGCUCAGGGGACUCAGCCUCGGGGGUCCCUUUGCCACAGGCGUCCACCUGCGCUUCUUCUGCUUAGUUAGAGUCGGCCCUGGGGGAUGUGUCUGCCUUUGGCGACCUGGGCAACAGCUCCCCGUCCGGGUGGCCCUUGUGGCUUUCCGAGCGCCACCACGGUUCUGCAGAAGAGGCGUCUGUCUUAGCGCCACUGCAAGACGUGUGAGUGGCGGUGGAUCCCAGAAUGUGCUGGUUUUCUGCUUGUUCUUCCAUGACGACGCACACUGCUGUGGCCUAACCCCCACCAGCCAAGGAGGGCUUCCUGGAGGCAGUGGCUGUUUCCCAGGGAGGGUGCUCUGCAGGCCACUAAGAGAUGACAGAUACUUCACACUCACUCUUUGUGGCACGUGGUAGAGAGCUGCGCUGGCUGUCCGGGAGCCUGAAGCCGAGUCAGUGUGAGGCCGGGUGGCGCCAGGCCAGGCACGGGCACCACACUGGGCGUGGCCACGGAGCCGUGGCUCCUCGAGCUGCUCUUUGGUGCUUGAAGAGAGAAUGCACUGUGAGUGGUCACUUCAUGAACGGCGAAUACACAGGGGAGACUCUUACUUGUGCCUCAAACUCUGCCUGGGAGGGCGCUUGGGCGCAGCCCCAUCCUUGGCCCCCUCAGGUAGGUGCCGUCCCCCGGUCCUGGGACACAGGUGCCGGCUGUGCCGCCUGCCCGCCGGUCCCCUGCACCCUGGGCUCUGGACCAGGCUGUGGGGUAGGGGCGGGCCCUCUGGUACCUGUCCCCUGCACUGGGGGUGCCGGGGACCAGUCCCACCAGGGGAGGCCUCCCAGUCACAGCCUCCACCUUUGCAGGGAGACUGAUAAAUGCUCGCUCAAGGGCCGGCCUUCAUUCACGCUGGCUUCCUUCCUGAUCUCCCGCCCUGGAGGAGAGCUUGCUGGAGGUGGUGGCAACCUCAUCAGAGCCCCUCUUUGGGACAUGGUAGAUUUCUCAGAGCUGUGUCUCUGUGUCAUUUGUGAUUCAGGUCCUGCCUGGAUGGGAGGCCAGCUCUGGGGGAGACCCUGGGGGCUGGCAUUCCUGCACCAGGUACGUGGGUGUCGGAAGGUCAGAGCGCACCGGAUCUUCAUGCCCCGGCCCUCGGACCGCCAGCAUUCCGUUCACCUGCGGGACGGAUGCCUCAAGAAGGGGCUGAGGGACCUGGUGCUUGUCACCCUGACUGCCCCGGCCGGCGUGGGGAAGGGACACGUGCAGCAGCCCCCGUCCCGGGAAAGCGGAUGUCCUGUGCAGGAGAGGAUGAACCCCUGGUGACAAGGCCGAGCCGGUGACCGGGACUGCUGAGCCUGCCCCGUGCUCUUGUUUGGUACUUAAAGCGAGGUUGCCCUGUGUAUAUUCUGUUCAUUGACAUGCAAUAUACAAGGGCAAGCUCUCUGUGAGUAUCAAACCUUGUCUUGGACCCCGUCCACACUCAGCGAGGGACGCGGUACGUGUGUGCAUGACCGUGUGUGCACAUUGCUCCCGGGGCGCCACUUGGUGGAGAUGACCCCACGGGCGCACGGAGGCCUCGGGGCCCUCCCUGGCCUGGUUCUGCGUGUGCGGGUGGGUCCCGAAGCAUGCACUCUGUGUGUGGCGUGGGCCGCUGUUCCCGCGCGGGCCUCGUUGUUGUUUGGGGUGCGAGUGUGCAUGUCGCGCUUGGCUCCAGCCCCCGAGCCGCUAACCCUUGGCGUCUAAUUCGUCCCCAGGAACCCGCCUUGAAGAUGUGCCAGGUGUACCCAGCGCGACUGCUUUCCUUUGCGUGCUAACCUUUGGUACUUGGGGAGUGGUUAUCCCUGUCCUGUUCGUUUUAUUCAUGUCGAAUCGUACAGGGUCAUCCACUUUUUCAGUAUCAAGAGCGCAGAUUCUGGAGCUCCGUUUCCCGCUGUUUCCGAGCCCCUGCGGCCUCAGGCGAGGCGUCUGCGGGCUGUGCCUGCUGUCCCACGCGGCCUAGGAGGGCUCGGGCUCCGUGCUUUCAGACUGGGACUCGGCUCAGCCCUGGGCCUGGUCCUCAGCUCCUCACAGGUGGUGGCCCGGGCACUUGGACUGAUGGUGGUGCUGUCCUCACCGUCCCUGCUUGGAGUCCGCUCCGGUGUCGCAGCGUGGAAGCCGAGCCUCCCCAGGUACGUGUGAGUGGGUGGAGACGACGAGGGUGCCCAGCGCCGUCCUCGCGCUGGCUUCCAGCACACCGUGCCAAACGCGCAGGCGCCAUCCACCCUCGAGCCCGGCGGUGCCGGUCUUCCUGCCCGUGCUGCUGUUUCAUACUUGAGGAGAAAUUAUCCUUGGUGUGUUCGCUUUAUUCGUGAUGAAUCAUACAAGGACAAUUUCUUUUUGAGUAUCAAAUCCUGCCUCGGCGGACUUCCUGGACGCGCUGACAAGUUCUGUGGAGGGCUGCAUGCGCCAGCCCCUCUGGGGGUUCACACCCGGAGUGGGGGCCGAGCCUGCAGCUGGGUGCCGGGGGGGGGGCCUUUGUGCAUCGGCUCUGGACCUUGGCGCCGCCCCGGACACGUGUCGGUCACGGGUGUGUGUGAUGAGUGGCAGCGGCCGUAGCGAGUCGGAUCCCGCCUCCCUUGGGUGCUUCUUGGUCAUGAAGCUGGGGAAAGGUCUUUGGGCUCAGGCCCCCUCCCCCUGGCUGCGAGUGGCACCGUGACCCGGCAGUUCCUGUGUGGUGCCGACCCACUCGGCCCCCUUGUGUGGGGCCCCUGAGAAGGACUUUCUGGAAGAGACGGCAGCUUUGAAGAGACAGCGGCUGGCUCCCGUUGAUGGCGCGGCUCCUUGGUGCUUAAAGAAUGGCUGUCCGUAGUAUGGUCUCUAUAUUUAUGGUGAUUAAUAUCGGACAACCAUUGUUUUAGUAUCCAAAAUGGCUUCAGAAGGCUUCGCGCACACGGUGCCGUGCGGCUCGUGGGUCUGCCCCGCCCUGGAGCGCGGCUCUGGGGGAUUUGUGCUGACUUCGUUCCAGGAUCUCAGAGUGCCAGCCGGCCGGGGGAUCUCGGACUCCGGCCAGCCUCCGGUGGUCCUGUGGGACUUCAGGGCCCUCCCAUCUUAGCUGCAAGAUGUCGAUUGAGGCCCCUCUGCCUCUCCUUAUCACAUCUUAGCCGCAGGGAGAUGCCUUGGGGGCAAGGCGGGGCACAUGGGUGGUGGGCAUUGCUCCGGACUGGAGGACGUCCCGUAGCGGUCCUGAGCCGUCAGGGAAGCGCAGUGCGUUCUCUGCCGCGGCUGCCUCUCCUUGCUCCUGAGCACGGACGUGGCCGUGGAGACACCGUGGCCACCAGCGCCCCUGGGACGUGCGUGCGCGUGCACCGUGACUCCUCGGCUGGGUUAAUGUUGCUCAAACUCUAGAAUGCGGCUCAGAUGGUCAUCACCAAGGCAUCUUGGUAGAAAGCAGAUUCUGAUUCCGGGACCAAGAUUCUGCAUUUUUAGCAAGUUCUUGAGUGCUGCCGCAGCAGCUGGUCUGUGCACGACAGCUGGAGCCGUCGGGGUCGGCGUCGGCACGCGGUAGCCAUCUGCAUCUCCCCGUGCCCCCCUCACAUCCGCCGGGAGAGGACUCCCAGAACCGGCACGCUGCCCGACUGCGCACAAGAGCCGUGAGGCUGCUCUUGCUGUAACACCAAAGGGCGCCCACACGGGCACAGGGAGGGGCGCUGGCGUGCACCCGCUCGAGGGGCUCCCCGAGGUGCUGGGUCGCAGUGACCUCAGCCCUUGUCGCUGCGCCUGCACAGCCCUGCAGCUCCCGUGAGUCCUGACUGGAGCGACAGGGACCCCCACUGUACCCGAAGAGUUGUCCGUGAUGACGUGGCUGACCUCCGAUCCGCACUCACAUGCCAGCUUCUUGUCCUCAAAUCUCGCCUCUCCCUAGGGAGUCCCAAGGGGGCGGAUUUUGGGAUCCCCUGGCCCAGAGCCGCCUUGGGUGGUUCCAGCUUGGGGUCUUGGAUGUUGGCGGCAUGGCCGGACCAGACGGGGGACCGGGGCUUGAUGGCGGUUUGUGUGCUUUCCUUCCAGGACGUGGGCCUCGGGGUUCGGCUCUCCCUGCGAAGUCUCCCGGCGUGGCAGCGGGGAGGAGGCCGCGGUGUCCGGUCAGGACUUUUGGAGGAUAUUUGAGGAGAGGUUAACCGUGUUAUGUUCGCUUGUUCAUCAUGAAUAAUACAUGGUUAACCUCUUUUUGAAUGUCAAACUCUGCCUCGGAGGGCCGCCCGCACCAGAGACGUGAGAGCGUGUGCUGUGUGUGCGCCCCGGGCCUGGGCCCCCUAUGAGCCUCCUGGGGGCCCUCUCUGGUGAUGGUGGUGGUGGUGGGGCGCCCCAGGCGGCUCUGCUGUGUUUGCAGUGGAUUUGCUGUGUUUGUCACUUGCACGGAGUUGUCCCUCUUUCCAUGCCGACCUGCGCCCAGCCCACGAGCACACCCAAGGCUCGGAGCCUUUCCUGGUCCUGGUGCCCCGACCCCGUCCUUUCCAGGGUGGCUUUCUGGUGGAAAGGGCAUGGUUUUCCUCCCCUUGGGGACACUCGCGGCAAGGCCGCCUCCUCCAUGCAGACCCCGACACCUGAGUCUGUCCACCUGAGUCAGGGCCUGUCCCGGGGGCUCCCUGGAGGCAGGCGGGCUGCCACCCCAGAUGCAUGAUUUGGCCCCAGUGUCCACUUCCUCCCCAGAUGGACAUCUGCAGGCCAGCGCCCACUGUCCACGCAGGGUUCCUGGCCGCUGUCUCUGGGACUGGAUUCCUCCACUCCCCUGACGGACACCACCUGGCCCAGAGGCAUCCUGGGAAGAAGACACAGGAACGUGGCCUGGCCGACCCCAGUCUCUGUGGGCUCAGUGCCCGCUGGGAGGCAGCCUUCUGCAGCUGCUGGCGUCGGCCCCAGCGACUGUUCUCCGCGUCGACACGCGUGGGUGAGUCCUCAGACAGAGUCAGUUCAGGGUGAUGCCCGAGGGGGCGCCAGCCCCGCCGAAGGCCCCCACCAGCCUUGGCCGUGGGUGUGUGCGGAUAGGUGACUCGGCGUGCGCCGUGGUGAUGAACAGGGCUCCUCUUCCUUAGGGGGUGCCCGAGGAGGCUGCAAGCGUCGCCUGCAGGCCUUGGUGAGGGCCUGUUGGGGGCUUCCCGUGUCCCUGACAGAUGGCAUUGUGAUAGGGUGGAGGGGCACAUGGAGAGCCCCGCCUUCAGAGCGCAGACCUGGAUCAGCACCACGGCCAGGUCCCCGCAGGCGGGGCUCCGCUGGUGCCCCAGUGGGGCCUUGGGGCGCUUCUGGGCCAGACCCCGCCGUGCUCAGCGCCCUCCCUCUCCCCGGUGCUGUCGUGAGGGCCCCUCCCUGGGCAGAGCCCGUGGAACAGCGACCACGGGACGUGUCGCAGGCUUUCUCCGUCCUCGGCCCUCGGCAUCCAGGCUGCCCCCGGGGGAGGCAGGGGCUCCUUGGUGGCGGUGCUGUCCACAGCGGGCCCCCUCGGUGACACUCUCUGAGUCACAGCGUGGCAUCCUUCCUGCCUUUGACCCGCACUUUCCUGAAUUCCUGCUGGGACGUGAUGAGGGUGGAGCCAGGGAGUCCUCUAGGCGGAGGUGUCGGGGUGCUGUGGCCGCUCCUGCACCAUGGCUGCCGGUUUCCAGGACACGCUCCUACUGGGGGCCGGGCCCUGUCGGCGGUAGUGGAGUGGACGGUUGACCAGAGAACAUAACGUUUUAUUAAUGGUGUGUGUCAGCUGAUCCACAGUCCCUCCCUGUCCCCAUGACUCCUCAGGACACACUCCUGGAGGCGGGCUUCCUGACGGCGGCUGUGGGCCGGCCCUGAGACGGUGGUCUCAUUCCUGCGCCUGCCAUAUUCAUGCUGCAAAGGUGGCCUUGUGUGCCUGGGAGGUUUCCCAGGAGGCACUGUCGGCCCCAGCCGGCUCCGGGGGUGGACACGAUGGACGGUGGGCACCUCCCGGUUCUGCUAACUGCAGUCCCCAAUCCACCCUGAGCAGGAGUAGCCGGAGCCCAGGCCGCCCGCGGGAAGACGCAGCUCGACGGCACCGGGUUCGGUACUGGGAGAGUGGCUAUCCCUGCUGUGUUCGCUGUAUUUGUGACGAAUCAUACAGGGACAUCCAGUUUUUCAGUAUCAAAUACUGCUCGGGAGCACUCCCUGGACCGUGUCCUGCCGUCAGGAAGGGGGGCUUGCUUCAGAACCCAGCCCCUGCCGAGGUACGUACGUGGAUGGCCGAUGGCAGGGCACCUGCCCCCUCCUCGGUGGGUGUCGCCCAUCGCCCAUGCGACCAGAAUCCGGUCCCUGGGGAAGGGCAGCCUAAGAAGGCAGUGGCUGUGCUCGAUGGACGGAGCCCUCACCGGCCGCCCUUCCUGCUGCAGCCCCAGGGCCGACUCCUUUUGAGAGCCAGCGCCUCCCUGGGAAGGCUGUCUGGGAGCGGGGCCGCUCUCUGCGAGCCACGGCUGUGCUGCUGGUGUGCGUGGGGACGUGGAGCCGAGCCCAGGUCCUGAUGGGGCCCGCUGUGGUGACUGCGCUGGGGGAGGGAAGCCUGCUCUGACCACCGGGCUUGUCCGAUGGGGGUCUCAGCCUGCUCUGACCACCGGGCUUGUCCGAUGGGGGUCUCUCUCAUUCUGUAUCAUAUUCUCUCAAUGCUAGUGUCUCCCCACGGCCCGCAAGGGACGGUUCAGUGAGCCCACAGACCAGGAUGGACUGUUCUGGCUGAUGCUGGACCUCAGCCUGAGCUGUGGACAAGACACACACUCUGGGGGGCGAGGCGGACGGCGACACGUGUGUUAGGGGACAUCACGUCACCUACGGUUCGGUGUUAGAGCAAGAAGGAACAGGAUGGCAGAAAGAGGCAGGGAACAGCAUGAGGACACAGCGACUGCUGGUGACGGGCUGUGGCCCCACGUGUGUCACACAGGAGUGGAGUGUGGGAGACGGGGUCUCCUGCUGAGCUCUGGGCACCUGGAUGGGCUUCAGACCUGGUCCCACGGCCCGAAGGUCUUCUGGGGCGGAUGGACAGUGGUUUUUGUUCAGCACCCUUCUUGGAAUUGCUUUCUUUGGCGGUUCUUGGGGGUGAGAUGGGUGGCGGAGCAGGGGGAGCCUCUCGCAGACCCCCCGAGGGUGCCCCCUGAGCUGCCUGCCCGAUCAAUGCAGGAGGCCCUGCGGGGGCCCUGGGUGGCUCCCACGGGAGCACCCCUCACCCCAGUUCAUGGGCCCCACAGGCUGUGGCGCCGGUGGCUGACCGUUCUGUCGAGAGAUCCAGGCCCCGGGGCUACACCCCCACGGAGGACUCUGCACCUGCGACAGAAACCUCUACGCUCGGCGGCGUGGACUCGGCCUCACUGCAGGGGAGGUGGCGCGUGCAGGACGGCGGCUGGAGGUCAGGCCCCCCGAGGAGUGGAAGGGAACCCCUUGUCUGUCUUGUCCCUGCUUUUCUGUGGUACUUGAAGAGAAGUUGUUCGUGGUGGAUUCGCUUUACUUAUGACGAAUCAUUCACGGACAACACUUUUUUCAGUACCAAAUGCUACCUCUAAGGACCCGCCGGACAACCAGGGCAACUCCAGGAAAGCCAGGCCUCUCUCAGCCGCGUGGAGCCGGGCACCGACGGCUGGCCAUGGACAGCGCUCGCUCGACCUCCCUGUAAGUCGCCCGAUCCGGUCCGUCUGCGGGAGGCCUUCCAUGGCCGUGCCACCGGCGUUGCCUCCGAAGACUGGGAAGAGCAGUGUCCUGGGCUCCGGGCCAGCUGUGGAAGAGAUGUUGGUGCCAGCACCAUCCAGGGUGUGUGACUGGUUGACCAGAGGGCGUGCGCUGUGUUCACCCUGUGGGCCACCUAGUCACCAACCCUCAGCAUCAACCCCACCCCAGGAAGACAUCGGAGACCUCGCCGCUGCUGGAGAAGUGGCCGUGGACAUAGUGGGACUGCGCGGUGGACCUGCACGAGCCGUGGUCGUGGGGGUGUGCGGUUACUUAGAUGCAAGGAGUCCUCCUUGGGAGCUCGCUCAGCCUCCACCAGCUGGUGACUUCCCAGGAGGGACGGAACGUGGGCCAGCCCCACUCCUGGGUGUGUGGCUGCAAAACACGUGCAUCAUGUUAUCUCGCGUGUCUCCCAGCCCCCUAACCCCCAGCACCCCGUCUCUCCAUAGCAGGAGCCCCCCGGGGUGCUGGCCGUGAGGGGUGGGUUGUUCUCCUCAGUGCCACUCCGUCCUGGGAGCCACCACGAUGACUUGCUCACCUUACAAUGGCUGUGGGACAGCGCCUUCUCUUGGCCAGAAGGACUAAGGAGACCCAGCCACGGGCGCCCCCUUGAGGUAAGCGCGCCUCGGGUGAGUGUGUGCCAAACCCUGGCGUAUGUCACUCUGCUCGGCCCACUACCCAAGGCUCUCCCACCCGUUCUGAACAGGGUUUCCGAGAGGGGCAGCGGCCUUUGCCAGAGAGGUGACGGCUUUCCCGCUGGUGCUCACGCGUGGCACUUGGAGAGAGGCUGGCCAUGGUGAAUUCGAUUCAUCAAAGCGAGUCAUACACGGCUCUCCUCUCUUCUAGUGUCAGACUCUGCCUCAGAGGGCUUCCGGAGCCAGCGCUCGGCCCAAGGUGGGUUCUGGGUGGCUGAGCCCGCGGCCGGUGCCUUCCUGGGGAUGGAGCCCUGGGCGGCCUCUGCGGGCACCGCAAGCUUUCAGACCAGCUAGGGAGGCUGUUGGGCGGCCCCAGUGAAUUCCAAAGGCUGAAUUCAACCUGCUGGUGGGACGGCGCUGGAGGCAUCCCUCAUUGGUAGGCCUCCGGACACAGAAAGCUUGGCUUGCUAACCCACAGCAGCCCCCGCACCCCUCGGGGGACUCCUGCGGGGCUCCCAGGGCGCCGGCUACCCUGCUUUGGCAGAUGUGCGUGGUGGGCUUCGCCGUGCUUGCCGGGUCAGGUGCUGCUGUGUGUUUUGCCAAGUGCCGGCCGCACUGAGACAGAGCAUGGGUGUGACUUGGGAAUUGAGCCACCUGGUCCACUCACCCUCAGGGUCCUGUCCACCCUCAGAGACCACGCCCAAGCUGCCCAGGCUGUGUGGAAGAUGUGGGAAUGCUGCCAGCAGCAGCGCCGCCUUCUGGUACUGAGGGAGGCUGUCCGUGGUGAGUUCGCCUUAGGCGUUGAUGCCCAAUACACGACCGACCUCUUUGGUAUCACCUCUCACCAGAUGCUGUCUUGGGCCUGAUGCUGAUCUGGGGGAAGCCACACUCCUGUUGCGUACACUGGGCCGGUGCAGGGACUCACGGACCAGCACCACUGGAGCCGCUAGUCCUUGUGCAGUCCCUUCGUGCAAGACCUUGCAGCUUUUGGAGGGAUCUGAAGACCCUCAGUGGCUGGGGGAGCAGUGGUGUCUACGGCACUGCUGGUCAGUUGUAGUUUUAAAAAGAAAAAUUGAUAAUUCCUUUGUUUUUCACGAUUAAAUCUCACCUUGGAGGAAGGGCUUCUUAGAUGUGUGUACAAAUUCAGGCAUUGGUUAGGGCUCAGUGUUUUUCCCAGGCCACAUCUGUUGAGCUGGAGGCCAUGCACGGAGGACAGAGGGCAGUCCUGUUCCCAAUUUCUUGUUUUUAUUUCCGACAAGAAUUAUGACCCUGCCAGACUACUGCAUCUGUAAAUGCAAUGCAUGUGCAUAACAAAGAUUCAAGCAACACGGAAGACAUAAAUAAUGAGAGGGAAGGGAGAGUCACUCGACUCCCCACGUACCCAGAAUGACUGUCAUGGACCUGAGGAAUUUCAAACAUUGUCUGAGCAAAUAUGCAAAUAGAGAGGAAAGUAGAGACCAGAUACUUACAGAUCUGAGGUCACACCGUGCCUAAUCAUUGUAUUAAAAAUGUGAACGGUAGGUUUGCUUUUAUUCUACAUAGCAAACAAGCCAAAAGAGAAAAGUAUUGUUGAAUCUCUCUUAUUUACCAAGAAGUAUUAACCAAGUAAACCAAUAGGUGUUAACUCUUGAAAGAUUCCUAUAAGUUUUUUAAUUGUGUUAUGUCUCUUCACUGUUUUAAUUUCACUUCUAGUUUGGAAAGAAGGAAAUCAGCACUUGCACAUUUUACCCCACUUCUGCUUUUUUGUUGCAGGGGGAUUCUGCAUUUUAAUGUUUUCACAAUAAGAAUAUUAACAUUUUAUGCUGUAAUUGUGAUUCUUGCAAAGUAUUUAGCCCACAUUUAGAUGUUUAGAUGGAGUCAUUCCUGACCACUGGUUGUUUUGUUUUUGUUUUCCUCGAAAGGAGGCGUCUCUAUUCAUCAUUUUAAAAUUUGUACCCAUUUCUCAGUGAAGUGAAUUUUAUCAUUUUUUUUUUUUUUUGGAAUGGCUCAGGAACACUGGCCUUGGGUUCUUGCACAUUGGCCGCUGUCUGCUCUUGUUUAAUGCACACAGGACAACAUAGCUAGGUAUAAAAUUCUCAGCAACAUUUUUUUUUCCCUUAGAAAGUUGCAGAUAUUCCAUUGUGUUCUGCAUUAAAUAUUUCACUAGGUCUUUUUUUUUUGGACAGGCAGAGUUAGACAGUGAGAGAGAGAGACAGAGAGAAAGGUCUUCCUUCCAUUGGUUUGCCCUCCCCAAAUGGCCACUGCAGCUGGCGUGCUGUGCCGAUCCGAAGCCAGGAGCCAGGUGCUUCUCCUGGUCUCCCAUGGGGUGCAGGGCCCAAGCACUUGGGCCAUCCUCCACUGCACUCCCGGGCCACAGCAGAGAGCUGGACUGGAAGAGGAGCAACCGGGACAGAACCAGUGCCCCAACUGGGUCUAGAACCAGGGGUGCUGGUGCUGCAGGUGGAGGAUUAGCCUAGUGAGCUGCGGCGCUGGCCUCACUAGUUCUUCUGAUGUGGCUUCUCCAUGUGGUCCUUGUUCAGCUGGACUGUGUUCACUAGUGGAUCUUCACUGUCAGGAAGACUUUGGGUCACUGUAUUCUAUGAGGUCAUUUGUCUUGAACCAUUGCUUUUUCUCACCUGUUCCUUCCCUGUGAAGUUCUGUUUGGCCAUUGUGAUCUCAAGUUCAUCUCCUGAGUCACUGUAAAGGUACUUACUCUAUAAUUCCUUAGCUCUAGGGGUUCAAGUCCUCUUCUCGGCUGAGUCUAUGGACUCUGUCGGGGUGGUGCGUUUCUUCAUGGGUUCUUUCACUGUGAGACUGUUGUCAGUUGAGGAGUGAGGCGUUUUUGCGUGGCUCCCUAGGCGUAAGAGCUACAGCAUCGUCACCUGCAUUUUCUUCUUUUUGGGACUCCUGUGACCCACCAGCUGGGGCCAGUUUUUCUACUCAGCUGAUUGGCUCAAGAGUUCCCAUGGCCGUGGCUGGUGAAAAUCUUCACCUGUCUCUGUCCUGGAGCCUUCCGGGCUCCAAGAGACUUCGCUGUGCCCCUGUCUAGGCAGUAACCACCUCCUUUCAAUCCCCUGGGCCCGCUUGGGUUUUCUGGCUCCCUCUCCCACGCUAGGGCCACUGACCUGGGGCCCCAGGCCACGUACCCCGUUUCUGCACGUGCUUAAACUCUAGGACCACACACCCUGGGGUCCUCCAGCUAGUGCAGUGCCCCCCAGUCCCUUCGUGUCUAGUUGCAAGCUGUCGCUCUGAAUUAAAUUUUGUCUUCACCGGCUUCAUGUUUCUGUACCCGUUCCUUUGGCGGGGUUGAAUUGUAUCAGUGUCUUUCCGCAUUUGUGGGGGAGAUGGCUCCCCCUGCACUCUGUGGCUGGAGCUGCACCUGGGGUUAACGUGGGCUGUUAUUCUUGGGUCACAAUAUUAUGCCCUACUUGUUAGACUUAGUUGUGCCUUUGGUUCUAGAAUGUUUUCUUCCGUUACUCCUGUGAGUACAUUUCUGUUCUGUGCAUUGUUGGCCUUUUCUUGGGUUAAAUGAUCCAUUCUGUGCACUGGAGGACGCUGUGUUCUGGCCCCACGCUGCCGUCCGAGUCGGCAGGCCUUGUCAUGCUCUGCACUCUGCUUCCAUCUAAAGUGGCCACGCUCAGCCCGCCUCCAUCUCAGUGUCACUCUCCACCUUGGCAGGACGCCGUCCUGGAAUGCCGGUUUCUGGGAUGGACAGGGCGUCCACACCGUGUGCCGGGUGAGUGAGUUUACUGCUGGCAGCGGACAGCUGGAUCCCUCGUGUCCAUGUGCAUGGUGUACCCUUUGCCCAGGGUGGGCCAGCUGUCCUGAGGAAGGCUUCCUGAGGGCCAUGCCCACCAUUAAGGACCAGGCUGUGAUUAUGUGAACAGCGCUGUGCCAUGGAAAAAUAAAAUUCGCUUUCAAAGCCAUCCCUGUUAUGGCCUCCCUGUAAUGACCUGGAGCAUCAGAAGGCUUCCUGGACACAAGGCCUAGUGAGGAAAGUUCACGGCUGUCAGCCGAGUGCUGUCCUGAGUGGACGAACGUUCCCCGCUGUGAUUAGAGUAACGAUGAGUGUGCACUCGGCCUGUCCUCCAUCACGCUCCCUGGAAGGGCUCCUUGGGUGUGCGGCUGCCCUGGGCAAAGGCACUGAGGUCUGGGCCACUGCCGGGCCCAGGGUGGAACACUUGAGCAGCCAGUCCGCUAACCCAGAUGUUGACUCUGCCCCUAGGGAGACUUCCGAAGGAGGCCAGCUUCGGCGAAGAGGCGCCGGCACCUGGUCGGUGCUGAUUUGCGGUGCUUGAAGAUAGGUUAUCCGUGUUGCCUUCGCUGUACUCGUGACGAAUCAUACACGGUUGGCCUAUUUUCCAGUACCAGAUCCCAGCUGGGAGGGCUUCCUGGAGCGGAGUCUUACGUAGGGGUGGGACCUGGGUGUCGGCUCCUCUCCAGGGUAAGCGGGGGGGAAGGGUGGGCACAGCAGACCCAGCAGGGAGCCGUCUGCACUGGUCCUUACCCUGGUCACCUGCCCUCCGGGAGGCUCCUGGACCUGCUGCCCACUUUGGCAAGGAGGCGGGGCUUGGUGGGGCUGCUGGGUGGCACUUGAAGAGCAGCCUUUUGUGCUGUGGUUUGCUCUGUGUGUGUGUAUGAAUAAUUACCACUGACCUUUUUACAAAAGAAUGACAGAACGGUGAAAAAAAAAGUUUGUUUAUUUUCAUCUACUUGAAAGGAGAGCAACAGAGACAGAAGAGAGAGAGAAAAAUAUCUUCCAUCCACUGGUUCACUUCCCAAACACCUCAACAGCUGGGGCUGGGCCGGGCGGAAGGCAGGAGCCGGGACUCCGUCCGGGUCUCCCCCGUGGGUGGCAGGGACCUGGUUCCUCGAGCUGUCGUCCUCUGCCUCUCAGGGUGCCCUUUGGCAGGAAGCUGGGUCAGAGGUGGAGGUGGGACCAGAUCCCAGGCACUCCAGUACGGGGUGUGGCACCCAAGUGGCAGCUUCCCCUGUGGAGCCACACACUGGCCCUUUGCAGUCUGGCCUUCACGCCCCCGAGGGUGCCAAGUUCAGGCAUCAGAGUUGCUGUCUGCAGCUGACUGGCGGUCGCGCUGAGACGUGGGCCCGGGUGUCCUUGCCUGCAGGCCUGCAGUGGGUUCGUGGUGCCCGCUCCCCGUGGAGUCCGCUGCCGGGCUCACUGUCUUAGGAGAGAUGCCUUCCUGCUGCUCUGUCUUUGCGGCGUGCUCCUCUCGGAAUGGCUUCCUGGGAGUGGUGCCAAGUGCAAGUGAGGGGCUGGACGUGGCCGGGACCAUGGAGCGUGGGGUUGGGCUGUGGUGUGUGUCGCCAGCUUCCUGAUCCCCUGUGUCCCCUCUGUCCUCAGGGCUGCUGUCGGGGACGCACCAGGAGGGAGCACCCUAGUCAGGUACUUGAAUGGAGGUUGUCCAUGGUGUGUUCAUUUUAUUUAUGAUGAGUAUUACAUGGCCAAUCUCCUUUCGGUACUAAGUUCUUCUUGGGGAGGCUCCACAAGUGGACGUCCAGCCGGCUGCCGUGCGGGGUAAGAAGCCGAUCCCCUCCCACGAUGCAUGCUGGCGUCUGGCUCGGGUCAGUGGCUGUGCCCUGGCCACCGGCGGCAGGGGCGCCCCGCAGUGCCGCCGACCUCUGAGUGGAGGCUGUGCCCUUCCGGUCCCUGUUCUCCCUUCCCCGAGGACUUGUUCCUGGCCUUGUGUCACCCCCGAUGGCCUUUCUUACCCAGCUGGCCGCGACGGGGACUCGGGAUGCAGAGCCCACCUGGGGAGGAGGGGGCUUCCUCACGGCAGACCUGGGGGCUUCAAAGAAGCUUUUCCUGGUGUGACUUGGUUGUCCCUGGCGUACGCUAAGGAGCCCUGACAGCACCUCUGACGCCCUGGUGUUGCCUAGCGGUGAGUCUUAGCCUGCCCCCUGUUUGCUCGUCUGUGGAGUAGGGUGACUUCCUGCAGGUAAGGUGGUGUAGACUCGAUCCAGACACAGCGUGGCCCCAGCACCUGGCACGUGGUAGAAGGGAAUAAGCUCAUCACUGUGUGGGUGCCGUUACUGACGGCAGCGUCCCCAGCUGCACACGGCGCGCGUGAGGCAGGAUGAGUCAUGCUGGACACGGCAGUUGGAACGAGCGCAGUUGGACGCGUGUCCUUCAUUGAACAUCCCCACUGAGGCCUCCUGGGAACCUGUGCCCCGCGCCCUGCGCCUCCCCUGAGACUGCCUGCUGGCCCUCUGGGGAUGUGGCCCUCGGGCGGGCGGAAUCCCCAACCUUCACAGGUGCACGGACUACCUGCCCCUCCCGCCGUGGACCCCAGCAGGUCCCAGAGUUCAACGCCCGCCCACUCCCUUCUCUCUGUUGAUUCCCACCUCAGGGACUUCCUGGAGGAGAGAGCAGCGCUGGGACAGGUCUGGUGUUCACGGCAUGUUAGGGUGACAGCCGCCGACCCGGCACGGGCCUGGUCCGCGCACUGUGUGUGUGCUCCCCCCCGCCCCGCCCUGCAGCCAGCUCGGAAUGGGCAAGCUGGCCACCAGAAAGCCUGACGAGCUGUCCGACCGGCCGGGGGGGUCUCCUGGAGGCCGCGUCCCCGCGGAGGAGCGGCGCUGGUGCUCGGGCCCCGCUGACCUUUGAUCCUUGAGCAGAGGUUGCCCUUGGUGAAUUCGCUUUAUUGAUGUUGAAUCACACAAAGGCAACUUUUGUUUGAGCAUCAAAUCCUGCUUGGGACGGCUGCCGGGACCCAGCGGCAAGUGCGGGUCUACACCUGUCCCGUGUGUCUGCACCUCUCCGGGACGAGCAUGGAUGUGGAGCAGCGGACAUAGCUUAGUCCUUCGUGGGGGCCCGAAGGGAUGAUGUCGGCGGUCAGCCCGGUUCAGUUCUCACCUCGAUACCGCUCACGUGGCCACGGAUCCCAGAGGCAGUCGGCUGCACCACAUUUUGUCGGAAGAUGCUGCGACCUCGUGGGCAAAGCUCACGCCUGACGGCGCCAGCGAGGGCUGCCGUCUCUUUCCCCGCCUCCCCCACUCCCUCUUUGCUGGUGGACGUGCCACGGCCCACGUUCUGUCUGCGCGUCCCCUCUGCUCCUUGCCUCUGCUGCACUCCCUGUGCUGCCCACCCCCCAGACGGGAGUCUCAGUUUUCCCAUGGGUUCCAUCCCAUCUGUAUCAAAUAACAGUGAUAAAAAUAAUCAACAUGAAAUAAAACUUGAAACAGCACCGAGGCAAAUGUGUUCAAUUGACUACAAAUGGACAGAAGAAUCCAAUUUCUUUGACACCAUCUCUGCUGCGACGCUUGACCUGGGGAGAUGGGACGGCGCUGGCUGGCAGCCACAGGAGGGGCCCCCGGCGCAGCCGCUGCGGGCAGCCACGUUCACUGUAGACAAAAGCACGUCGCGGAAUCGCAUCGUCAUUCAGAUAUUUAAAUGGAAAAGAAUUGAUCCUAAUGAAACUGAUUUGGGGAAAAUAACUAGGGGAAUAAAAGAAAUGAAAACAGCUCAACAGCGCAGUCAAGAAAGCUGAGCAGGGAAUUGGAUUAGUUUAAUGGAAUUCGCUCUGAAAAACAUGUUUCUAUGAAAAUCAAUGGUGCUACAAUUCCUGGUAAAGUGGCCAAACUCGUGUGUGCUCGGAGCGGGGUCAACAGCAGCCCGCGGGCUGGGGCACAGCUCAGCCGCUCUUUCCAUCCCAAAGCUUCCCAGGGAGCUUCCUCGGCCAGAUGUGUGGACUUGAGGGUGACGCACUGGCGGGGUGUGCUCUGUGGGGGGUGGGUGCCUGUUGUCAGCGGCUCAGCGCGGUCACGUCCCUUCCGGGUCACCUGUAUCCCCGUGGGGGUUCUCGGUGAGAGGCAGCUGCCGGGGGAAGCCCGCAUCCCUGUGGCAGGGGGGCGGGGGGGGUCCAGCCUCAGAGCAGCCGCCCUCGGUGCUGUCGCUACUGCCCCAGAAGUCUGGAGCGUUCAGCCCAGGGUUCCAUCCCCUCUCCAACCCUAGCACUGGUGCCUCUAGGUGCCCCUGCCAGGGACAGGCCCUUCCUUGGUGCCCAGGGCCACUUGGUCAUGAGCCUCGUUUGGGACGUCGUGGGGCCGCAGCCACGGCCCAGAGAGGAGGCUGUCACUGGCCUGAGUGCUUUCUCUGCAACCGACUUUGCACGAUGGGUUUCUUUCCAGAUGCGCUUGGAAACAUUACCAGAGCUGAGCCACUCCCAGGAGGUGGCCGGCGGCUGGAAGCCUCUCGGGGGGCGGGGGGUGUGUGUGCGGGUGCAGCCCCCAGGACGUGCCUGAAUGUGGAGGGUGUGCGUGGGCCGGCCCGCUGCCCCGUGGCUCUCGGGAGCACCUCCGGGAGGCCUGCCCGGCGCAGGUGAGCGUCCGGUGGGGAGAGGGCAGCCGCUUGCUUGCGAUGUGCUCUCUCCCUGCCCGCGGCUGGCGUCUCGCUCUCAUCAUAGCCAGGCCUGGGGGGGGAGGGGGGCGUUCUGAACUCCAGCCAACGUCAGGGAAAGGAUUCUGCUGUCGGUCCCACUCCAAAGUUCACAAAAUGGGUGGUGGGCACAGAAUCCAGACUCUGCUUGUGGCACACGUCGUCUGGUCCCGGCCUGGCCCCGGCCCUCCGCGGCCAGCCGGUGGCGCGAGGCGUGCUGUGUGUGUGGUGCAGCUGUGGGGCGGCGGGGGCGGUGACUCGGGCUGUUCUGCCUUUCUAGGAACAGAAGCCUUGCUUUUCUUCUUCCCUUGUGUGCCCCGGCCCGCGCUGGUCUUGAUGUCCCCCGGCUUUGCUGCUGGCCAGGCUAGCUGUGAGCAGUGGCAUUGCCUUUGAAGGUGGUGGCCCUCUGCAGGGCGAGCCCUACCAUGGAGGGCACGGCUCCAGGUGCUACUGCCGGACCCAGGGCCCGCCCUCCGAGAGGGCUCGUCUCGGGCUGAGGCCAGUUUCCUCUUCCUUAGCCACGGGCCCACCUGCUCGCGCCCCGUGUGUGUCCACCCCCUGGGAAGGGUCCCUCUCUUUCCCCCUGGAGGCCAAGGAGUGGUUGCCUUGGCAACUGGGAGGGGGCCGCGCAGGAGGUGACGGCUGCGGUCCCCCAGAGCCCUGGGUGGGUCUUCCGGAGGCGCCCGGCGUAGUCAGCGUCUGCGCCGCUCCGUGGUACUUGGGGAGAGGUUACCCGAGCAACUUUGCAUCUGGACGACGAAUGUUGCUCGGUGAACCCCUUUUCGGUAUCAGAUUCCAGCAGGGGUGCCCUCGGGAGAGCGCCGGCGUCCGCACCGCCCUGGGGAACGGGAGGGAAGUAACUGCUCCCAGUGAACUCCUGGUCCACGGGCGUGCGUCCCGCUGCAGCCGGCGGCGCGGGCGCAGCCUCUCCGGGUACCUGAAGGGAGAUCGACCGUGUUCCAUUCGCUCCGCUGACUUCGAAUAAUAGAUGGUUGAUCUUUCCUCGGUAUCAAUUCUCACCCGGAGGGCACGGGGACCGGGGCCGCUGGCCUGGCCCCGUCCCCGGUCUCCUGACCCGGGUGUCCGCUCCCCACCCCCGCGCAGGGCGCCUCCAGGCCACAGGGACGUCGCGGGACGCCGCUGUGGAGAACUCGUGUCAGCGUCGCUGUGGGUGCUGAGGGGAGGUUGUCUGUGAUGAGUUCGCUGUAUUAAAGCCGAAUAUAACACAGAUGGCCUGUUUUCAGCACCGCCUAGCGCUCGGCGCCGCGCGGCACGGUACGUGGCUGCAUGCCCCCGCGCCCCCUCGGCCACCGAGCCGGGCGCCUUCCCGGGGCUCCCGGGGACGCCGGGACAAGGCUGGGCCUGUCGGACCCAGGGGCGGGCCGUAUCCCGUGCCUGGCGCCCCGGAGGCGGGGGACUCUGCGGGUCCGCGCCCAGGGCGCAUCUGCCACCGCCCGCCUGCCCUGCAUGCCGCCCCCGGGGCGCCUGCGGGGAGCCCGCGCCCCGUGUUCACACGUACGCAUCCUAACACCCAGUGCACAGAAUCCCGCCUCGCAUGCCUGGCGCGCGCCGGCCGCGUUGGGGGAGGGACGUGGCGCAUGCUGCCCCGCACCCGCACCCCAGAUGGGGGCCCAUCCGCGCGGAGGCGGGAAGGCCGGGAGGCCGUCCUGGAGGAAGGACCCCCCUCGCUGGAGUCCUCGCCACUCGGUGGUACCUGAAAUAGGUUGCCUGUGAGGUGUUCACUCUCUAUACGAUGAAUAUUAUACAGUCAACCUCUUUCCGGCGCCACAUCCCGCCUGGGACCUCCUCGCUGGCCGGCGUCGGUCGCUGUGAGGCCGUGCGUGGGACCCUGGCCACCUGGGCCGCGCGUUUCCCACCCCAGGUCUGCUCUGGGGUCUGGGCCCCCGUCUCUCCUGCGGCGCACGUGCGCCCACACGAUGACCACAGGCGCCCAGCUCAGACUUAGGGACCCCACAGGGCGGCUGCCCACGCCUCUGCACUGCCUCCUGGCCGCUGUGCCCAGUGCAUGAGGAGGGGCUUCCCGGCACUGCCCCUCCCCGCUAGACCCUCGGCUGCCCUCCCUGGCCUUGAGCAUUGUGCGGGCCCCUCCUGGGGUCUCCUUUCACUGUCCCCCUCCUGCCAGGGGAACUUUCCAGAAUGCAAUCGUGGUCUCGCCUGGCCGGCCCCCAGCCCCAGCCCCCACCUCCUCCUCCAGGUGCAACUUCUGUGCUCUGUGCCUGUAGCAGGUCCCGGGCCCAGGACCCAAAGGCAGUGCAGCGUCUGCCCCCACCCCUCGCCCCUUGCCCGCGCGCUGCCCCUCUCGGGAGCCCUCUGAGAGCUCUGUAAGGCUCCCGGGGCAGGGGUCCUUCCUGUCAUGUUCUUUGCUGUGUCCCCAGGCCCGGGACACCAGCCCGGGGAGUGUUGACUCAUGGAGCACUGAGGACGACAGCACCAGGUGACGUAGGGACCGAGUGCCCGAAGGUGGUGCUCGCUUGUGACAAAGCCUGCAUCUGUGGGCCGGCCGCUCUGGCAGAGCAGGCAGAACACUCGUUCUGUCUGCACGCUCCACUCCCAUCCAGCGCUCUGCUGUGGCCCGGGAGGGCAGUGGAGGAUGGCCCAAGUCCUUGGCCCCUGCACCCGCACGGGAGACCAGGAGGGAGCACCUGGCUCCCGGCUUCGGAUCGGUGCAGCUCCGGCCGUUGCGGCCAACUGGGGAGUGAACCAGCGGAUGGAAGACCUCUCUCUCUUUCUCUCUUUGCCUCCUUCUCUAUUUCUCUCUUUCUCUCUCUCUCUGCCUCUCCUCUCUCUAACUCUGCCUUUCAGAUAAAUAAAUAAAAUCCUUAAAAAAGAAA